Ananas comosus (pineapple) is the source of this 1227-nucleotide messenger RNA. RefSeq lists its product as uncharacterized. The transcript has 7 exons. NCBI's taxonomy places the organism in Eukaryota, Viridiplantae, Streptophyta, Magnoliopsida, Poales, Bromeliaceae. Bases 166 to 750 code for a protein of 194 amino acids. The record is from RefSeq and is a predicted model, not a curated record.
CAAAAUCCGAAACGGAACCACCGACACCUCCCUCUCUUCUUGCCUCCCAUCAACCUCUCAAACCCUAACCCUAACCCUACCUUCGUCGUCGUCCCAAAACCCUGGAGAAACCCUAGAUCGACAUCAUCAUCAGGAUCUCUCGGGCGUCGGGAGCGCGCCUUCGGCAUGGAGGCGACGAUAAGGAAGUUUCAGCAGAGGUAUCGGAGGGUGAGAGACGAGAUGGGGCGAUGGGACGAGCUCCAAUCCCGACUUCUUUCCCAAUUCUCCAACGCCUCCUCCAUAAUCGGGCGCCUCCAGGUUCUUGGAGAUUCUAAAAAUUAUGGUGGUCUGAGAUGUGUCCCUGCCAUUAGAGAGGCGCUCUUGGGGAAACAGAUGGAAACCUUGGAAAGGAUCUUUUGUUCCAUGAGAGAGACCUUGAAAGAAUUUUAUGAUAUUGUCAGAUCUCUUGAUAAAAUUUCACGGGAUAGUAACCAAUUAUUGAAAGGAGGAUCUGCACCAAUUGUUCAACAAAUGCAAUUACAAAUUGGAAUUUGGCCAACCCUCGCAGAUUGUAUGGAUGGGCUGAAGUCAAUAUCAGAGAUGCAUCGGUCUGAGUAUGCGCUUAAAUCGUCAAUCAUUUCCGCCUUGUCAUGGAAUUGCAGUUCCAGUGACAUAGCUGCACUCCAUCAACUUUUGAUGGACCAACCAAACAUCUCAAAAGAUGAAGUACAAUCUAUAUUCGACAUUAUAUUUGCAGACGAAGUUUGUUGAACUUGUUUCUUAUUCAAGUGCUGCUGCUUAUCAUUGUUCUGCGUGAUGCAGCGGGGACAAGCGACCUCUAUUUUAUCUAUGCCGCUUAGAGUAUGGCAUUGUUUUGCUGGACAUCCAAUAUACAGGGAGACUGCCAGCUCUAUAGAGCUAGCUUCUCCAAGAGAUGGUACUGCUUUUUGGAAGGGGUUUCAGAUCCUCAAACUACACGAUUGAUCAGUAAAUACCUCCACUCUGAAGAGUCGGUUACCAAACGUACAGGUAAGUUAUAUUCGUCAAAUCGCAUGUCAGAUUGCGCGAGUCCGUCCAUAAUUUAGUUACGGUACAUGUCAUAUUAAGAGAGGUUUGAGCGAUUUGUAAGUCAUACUAAGAGAGAUGUCUGAGGGGUUUUUUAAAUUUUGAGAAAAUCGAGCACUUAAAAUUUUCCACUCAUAAGUGUCUACUGUAAACAAACAACCAGUGAAGUGUUUUGUGUGUUAA